UUCCAGUUCUUGGAAUCUCUGUCUCCAUGAUCAUGCUCACCUCUUUCUUGUCUUCCAUCCUUACUUUAAUCAAAAACCCUACACCUACCCUCAUUCAAAGCUUCUUGCCACAGUUGAUCACAAGCCUCCUUCAUCUCCCAAUCAUUUGUCAUUCCAUCAUUAUCCAAUCAGCAACAAAGUCAAUGGCCGACAGGAACAAGUUCUUAAAUGGGUAAACUGCACCUCACUGAAGCAUGCCUUUCACCUGUUUGUAUAAAUGCCUGAGCCACAUUCCCUCUAAGCAAAUACUUUAGAGAGGUGCCUAAAAUAAUGGCACAUUCUUCUGAGCAAGAUUAUCGCCAUGAUACAGGCUUUAGGGUCCCAUUUGUGCCAUGGUCUCCCCAGUUUGGCUAUGAUGGCUUUGAUUAUCUGAGUGAAUCAGCCAUGGAUUGCUUUAUGGAGGGAUGCCAAACUCCAGAGCCAGCAAUUUCUUCCACCUCUGCAUUUGAGGAUUUGGCUCAUUUCAUUUGUGACGAUGCCAUUAGCAAUGAGAUUGUUUCUGCUCCUCUUCAUGAUCAAAUGCUUAAGACCAAGAGAUCCAACAAGGCUCGAGUUUUGUCGAAUGUGAAAAAGAGUGGAACUUCAAAGAGAGGCCCGAAGAGGACUAGGAGCCGCGUCGAGGAAGGCUGCAACGACAAUGGCAACACUUACUUUCUCAAUUCUUGCAGCUGCAUCUCAGAGGAUCAAGAAGAACCAUCAACUAAUCCCCAGAGUCUAUAUGCAAAGAAAAGGAGGGAAAGAAUCAAUGAGAGACUGAGAAUUUUACAGAACCUGGUUCCUAAUGGAACUAAAGUUGACAUUAGCACAAUGCUGGAGGAAGCUGUCCACUAUGUGAAGUUUUUGCAGCUACAAAUAAAACUCUUGAGCUCAGAUGAACUGUGGAUGUAUGCUCCAAUAGCUUUUAAUGGGGUCAACAUAGGCCUUGAUCUAAAGAUUUCUCCACUGCAGAAACAAUGAUGGGAGACUCGGUGAAUGUCAUGAGAUCAUAUGUAACCCAAAACUUGAAAGGCACUAGAUUCUUUUCAUCAACUAUGAUGUGAUUAUGGCAUAUUUUAUUCGAGUAAUGAAAUCCUUGGUGAAAAUAAAGCAAAACUCUAUGUUUGGUGGCAAGAAAACACAGUACUUGUACCAUGACAACAUUGUAUAUAUAAUGAUGAUGUACAACAAUAUGUGAGGUUUACAUCCACAGUGUUGACCUUUAUUCCUGAUGUCGACAAAAAUACACAUUAGAGACACAUCCCAUCCUAUCCCAUCCAUGUACUGGAUGU
Molecule: messenger RNA, 1307 nt
Organism: Zingiber officinale
Lineage: Eukaryota; Viridiplantae; Streptophyta; Magnoliopsida; Zingiberales; Zingiberaceae
Product: transcription factor bHLH84-like
Exons: 5
Coding region: 310-996 (228 amino acids)
Biological process (GO): regulation of DNA-templated transcription
Molecular function (GO): DNA-binding transcription factor activity; protein dimerization activity
Source: RefSeq, a predicted model, not a curated record